Messenger RNA from Thalassophryne amazonica, 3008 nucleotides. Its product is annotated as UDP-N-acetylglucosamine transporter-like. The record is from RefSeq and is a predicted model, not a curated record. Gene Ontology annotation, biological process: pyrimidine nucleotide-sugar transmembrane transport. NCBI's taxonomy places the organism in Eukaryota, Metazoa, Chordata, Actinopteri, Batrachoidiformes, Batrachoididae. Gene Ontology annotation, cellular component: Golgi membrane. Gene Ontology annotation, molecular function: UDP-galactose transmembrane transporter activity. The coding region runs from base 84 to 1070 and encodes 328 amino acids. The transcript has 7 exons.
UUCUAAGCAGCUAAACUCCAACAAACCGGCAGACAGCAGCAGCUAAUCUACGUUUCACCUUCGGGCGGUGGGCUGGACUCACGAUGGCCUCGUCCCGGCUGAAGUACGUGUCUCUGGGGGUUUUGGUCCUCCAGACCACCUCCCUGGUUCUCACCAUGCGCUACUCGCGGACCUUGCAGGCGGCCGGGCCCCGGUAUUUGGCCUCCUCGGCGGUGGUGGUGGCUGAGCUGAUGAAGAUCCUGAGCUGUGUGGGGCUGGUCCUCCAGGAGCACAAUUAUAGUGUGAGAGCUCUGAACAGUGUCCUUCGUCAGGAAAUUGUCCAUAAACCCAUAGAAACACUGAAGCUUGCGAUUCCUUCGGGGAUCUACACGCUCCAAAACAACCUCCUCUACGUGGCGCUCUCCAAUCUGGAUGCAGCCACCUACCAGGUGACGUACCAGCUGAAGAUCCUGACCACGGCUCUGUUUUCCGUGUCCAUGCUGCACCGCAGACUGGGCGUCUACCAGUGGCUGUCCUUGCUGAUUCUCAUGGCUGGAGUGGCUCUUGUCCAGUGGCCGUCUGAGUCAGCUUCAGCCCAGCAGAAAGAGGCCUCAUCUGCUGGGUCCCAGUUUGUGGGUGUGCUGGCGGUACUGGUGGCCUGCUGCUCCAGUGGCUUUGCUGGCGUCUACUUUGAGAAGAUCCUGAAGGAGAGCAAGCAGAGCGUCUGGAUCCGAAACAUCCAGCUGGGGAUGUUCGGGCUGGUGUUUGGUCUCUUUGGGAUGAUGGCCUACGACGGUGACAGGGUGAAAGCAGCAGGAAUGUUCCAGGGAUACAACUCUGUCACGUGGACUGUUGUGGUGCUGCAGGCGCUGGGGGGUCUGGUCAUCGCAGCAGUCAUCAGGUAUGCAGACAACAUCCUCAAGGGCUUCGCCACGUCGCUGUCCAUUAUCCUGUCAACUCUCAUAUCAUACUUCUGGCUGGAGGACUUCGACCCCACAGGAGUUUUCUUCUUGGGGGCCGUUUUGGUCAUCGUGGCCACAUUCCUGUACGGCUACGAAGGCAAACCUUCCUCCAACCCCAGCAGGGCGUAGGAUGGCGCCGGCGUGUCCCACUAAAAUGACAAAAUAUGGAUGAAGAAGAAGCACCGCGUCCACGAGGAAGAGGAGUGGAAAUGGAAGAAACAGACUUGAUGUAUUGUGUGGGCUUGUUUUAUUUUUAUUUUUGUCCCAAAGCAGAGAAGUAAGAAAGCAGAAAAGGAGGCAAAAUAAAGAAAAGCACUGACGUGACUAAAGUGGCUCGGGUGUGAAGGCGAACUGUGUAAACCUUGUCAUCACGAGGAUGUUUACCUGAGCACCCCGCCUUCAGGCGGACUGUUUCACAUCCUGCUUGGAUGCUGUCCCACAGGAAUCAUCAGCGGAAAAAGAGGCAAACAAAGAGGCAGCGUGUCUGGGCGGAUGACUCUUGUGGAAUCAAACCGCUGCAUCAUCUGUCCAGAAGCUGGGCAGUGUUUGCCCUGGGUUUAAUCUACCAGGCGUCGCUCGCUCUGAAGCCGACCAACUUUAAGUCAGACUGAAGUUCUGCUCUGUUCUGUAAAUGCUGUUAAGAGUUUUGGAAGCUGCAGGUCCGACUGAUGGAGGUUUUCUGUUCUCCUGUGAGCCGUAGAUCAGGACAGAAACGAUGCGCACACGGUCACUAUAACUACUAUUGCUUUUUAUUUAUUUUUUUUUUAAUUACAGCUCUCAUGUUGCUUUUACACUCAGCUGUUCUUAAACUGUUUUUGUUGCCAGGCAACAUGUGAUUGAGGCAUCUUUGGUAACAUGUACAGAAGGUAAUGGAGCCGUUUUUGUCUGCAAGGUUUAGAUGUUUUACAGUUAUAUAAGUGUAAAAAAUUAAAAAUUAAUACAUAAAUAAACAGGGUGCUUCUGAAAUAUGGUUUUAGUCAAUAACAUGGAUCAUAAUUUGGAAUGAAAUAUGUAAGUUUCUCUAAUUUAUUAAUUCAAUUUUUACAUUCUGUUUAUGAGGCAUCGUGCGUGAAUCAACACUCAGCUCAUUUCAUUUUUGUACCACAGUAAUGAAACAUUUACUGAACAUGGUUCUGAUGAGUCACAGUGAGUUCAUAAGUAAUUUGACUGUAACACAGUUUUUAUAGUCAUGCCUCUGCAUGCCACCAGACCUAGAGAUGAAAUGAAAUAAUCAAGAUGUUCUUGAAGAGCAGACAUAAAACUUUAAUUCAAAGGAUUUAAUAAAAAUAUUACAUUAACUGUUUAGGAAUUACAGCCAUUUGGACACAUACUAGCUUCAUUUAUCAGUGCUUCUAAGUCAUUGGACGCGUGAAACAGUGUCAUUAUGACACAUCAUCACUUUUACAGCCAGUUGUCUUCAGGUACCUUUAAGUCAGUCACUAAGUACGUCUUGGACUUCAUUUACACCGUCAUACAAACUGUACUUUAAAUCUGUGGAGGAGGCAGUUCUGAGAAACUGAUGGUGCUGGAGCUCAGUGAGACCUGCCCUGAAGGAGUUCGAAGCUUCUGUGACUCAUCGGAGAAACGGCAGCUUUUGUCUGUUUCCUGGUUUAAUGUCACACACAUUUUAUUGACAACAAAACAUGAAAUUUCAGCUGCAGUUUGCCAGAAGGUACACGGAAGACACGAGCCUCGAUUUGAUCUGUGUUUUCUUGUCAGAAAAUCUUCGAGGGUUUCCUUCCUGCUCUGUGUGAUAGAUGAAAGUCGACAGUAAGCGCACGUCUCCAUUGGUCUGUCUUUCCUCGUGUGGCGAACAGAUGUAAAACUACAAAAACUCGCUGUCCAAAUACUUAUGGGCUGGACUGUAGUAACGUGGCACUUUGUGAAUUCACUAAAACAACAUAAAUCUGUCGGCUGUGGUUGAACCUGUGCUGUGAUUGUUUUCUCCUGGCACUGUUUCAGCUUUUAUUUUAUUUUUUUUAAUUGGGGUAAUGUGAGUACUGUGAAUAACUAUUACUUUGAUUAUGUUUGUGAAGCUUUUAUAAAAGGAAUAUGCUCCUCGCUGAA